AUGAGCGCUAAAAAUACAGAAGAGGUGAUAGAGGCGAGUUCCUCGCACAAUUGGCGAUAUCGUGCCAAAAUCAAGCUCAAAGCACUUCUCCCUGGGCAAUCGUCAAGAAAUGAAGCCGUGACAGAAUCAUCCAGCAACACAUCGUCAACUUUGCCCAGCUCCUCAACGGUCGCUCCAGAUGCAGAAACUGUUAGUCAGACUUUGUCUAAUCCUUCUGUGCCAGUUUUGGGGUCAACCGGCAAUCUCAAAGACUCCACAUUACAAGAUGAAGUUGCAGAUACCAUUGAGAGUCCUAACAUAUGGCUGAAAGCCUAUAAAGCUGCCACGCCCGACACAAGGAAAUGGAUCAACAGUUUACCAGAAUUGACUAUUUCACAAGAUGCCAACGACCAAUCAUGGGUAGCAGAUAUUGUCGAAGUUGUACAGGCGCUAGAAAAGAAGCAUCAAGACAGCGCUCUGCGGAUAACGGUAGGGCAAAAGGAGAUUGCUCUUAGAGAUUAUGUAACCCCAACUGUGAAAUGGCUUACACUGAUCGGCGAUAUUUCCACUCAAUUUGCCCCAGCUCCGUCUGGUAUUGUAUGGUCAGCCAUAAAAGUCCUUCUACAAGUACCAGUAGCGGGAAUGGGAGAGACUGCUGCUAUCUUAGCAUCUACCGCAAGAGUCCUCAGCAUACUUAGGCGCGGAAAAGUGUAUGAGAUUGUAUUCACAAAAGACAAUACUGCUCCUGAGUUGUUGCAGAAUUUGGUCGAUGGACUUGUUGCGCUAUAUGCUAAAUCUUUAGACUUGCUUGCGUAUACGGCUCGACAUCUAAAGAAUCAAUAUCGUCAAAUCCUUGAAUGGAUUUCGAAUCCCGGUCAGGCUACGUCUCUCAUCAUUGAGUUGACACAAUGCGAAACAGCUCUAGAUAGGGCAGUUGAAUGCUGUGAGGUGGCACGCGGUGCUAAUGCAGAUGAGGCACAUACAGAACUCCUCUUAAAUCUUCAUCACUCUGUUGAUCAAAUCGAUAACAGGAUGCGUCGACUUUUUGAUGAGUUGGAAAUCCGAGAGAUGCUUGAAGCCCUUGACUAUUUUAGCGAUGUUAAAUUCGGGGAACAGCACCAGAAGAAAGUUGAAUCGCGAACUCCGGGAACAGGCACGUGGCUUCUAGCUCACCCCAAGUUCAAAACAUGGGAUGAGGCCGAUGAAUCAAGUAUAUUGUGGUUACAAGGUACCGUGGGUGUGGGGAAAUCGUUUCUCGCAUCUACUGUUAUUGAUCAGUUUCUCAGCAAUGGUGCGGUAUCGCAUAGUUCCAAUCGGAAGAAUAAUCAAGGAUUUGCUUAUUUCUACUGCGAACGAGGCUCUAGUAAUCUAAGUGAGCCUAUCAGCGUACUUCGCAGUUAUGUUCGACAGCUCUCUAUAGUUCCUUGUUAUCCAAAAUGCAUGCAAAAGGAACUCGUUGAGCUUUAUCGAGAGAGCCGGAAACAAGGAGCUAAGCUGAGCACAAAUGUCUGCAAAGAUCAAAUAUUUGCAUCGGCCAACCUUUAUCCUAGGACAACGCUCGUCCUAGAUGGCUUGGACGAAUGUAAUGCAAGCGAGAGAGGGGCGCUUAUCAAGACCUUGGCCGAAUUAAUACAGCAUGCGAAGAAUCCCGUCAAACUUUUCAUUUCAAGCCGUCGAGAACAAGAUAUUGCGAAGCAACUCGAACUUUCUCCUAUCAUCGAAAUUAAUGCUCAUGAUAACAAGGAGGACAUACGAAAGUUUGUUGACGAAAGAAUUGAAAGAAUAGAGGAGACUGGGAAAUGGAUCUCCGUUUCUCAGGAUCUUAAAAACAAAAUUAAGGACACUAUUUGUGCCAAGAGUGAUGGAAUGUUCAGAUGGACCUUUCUACAAAUGGAUCAACUUUCGAAGCUUCGCCAAGCAAAACAGCUUGAAGAACGACUUGGCAAACUCCCUAAAACUUUAAAUGCCGCUUAUCAAGAAGUUUUUGAACUGAUAGAGGAAGAUGGCGGAGGGGAAAUUUUAGAGCGUGCCGUCAAAUGGGUUAUGUGCGCCGAAGAUCCUCUAACGACUGACGAAAUUCUCGACGCUGUUCGACUUUCUCCGAGCGGUGAUGGAGCUACCCUUUGUGUGGAUCCCAUAAUUGCCGAAGAGACGCUCUUAGACAUCUGUGGCCACUUGAUUGUUAAGGAUUCCCGUUCGAAGAGAUGGAAGUUUCCCCAUUCAUCGGUAAUUGAGUAUAUCGAAGAAGUGCAUCAAUGGAGCCUUCAGCAAGCCCAUUCAUUCGUUGCAAGGAUCUGUCUUUUAUAUCUAAUCGAUGACGACAGCGUACAAAAGAUGAAAAAUAGGAAAACUGCCGGUUUCUUCCCCAGAGCAAACGGUGUUCAGUACUACAUGGAGACAAGCUGGUUCAUACAUGUUUUAGCAGUUGAGAAACUGGAACUACACGAAUUUGAGGUAUCAAAACUUCUGAAGAUAUUUUUGGAAAUCGACAAAUCUUCUCAAAAGAGUAGUCAGCACUACCAGUACUGGGUCGACUUUUUCCUCGUCUGGAGUAGACGUGAAGGCUUGCGGUUGCCGAAUCGCAGAUAUCAGAAGUUCCUCCCCAUUGAAAACUUCUACCCUGCUAAAGACCGCAUAUUUGGGAUAUGCAUUUUCGGCUUCUAUCAUCUCUUGCAAGACUACUGGAAGUCCGGCAUAGACGUUUUGCCAGUCAAUAGGAGAGGUAUGGAUUUACUUUCAAUCGCCGCAUAUUAUGGUCAUCUGAAAAUCUGUGAGAAACUCAUAGAGCUUGGAUUAGAUGUGAAUAGGCAGUUCAAUGGCCAUCCAGAUGACUCUAGCGCAUUGACAGUUGUUGUGGAAAAGGGAAGUGUGGACAUGGUGAGAUAUCUCAUCAGUCAAGGGGCAGACCCAAAUCUUCCUCUGAAUGGCCCUUCCGCUCUAUGCGCUAGCAUAUCUAGACGGUAUGGGAAUAACUCGAAAUGUACUGAGCUUUUGUUGGAUGCUAAAGCAGAUCCUAACCAUGGAUGCGGCCCACAAUGCAAAUUUACCUAUCCUUUGGAAACUGCCGCUUACAAAGACAACAUCGAGACGGCAAAGCUCCUGCUCAGAAAAGGAGCAAACGUGAACCUCGAGAGUGAAAUCGGAGAUUAUGGUACCGCCCUGGUAGCAGCAGCGCAACAAGGCAACGGAGAAAUUUGCCAGUUACUGAUGGAACACGGGGCAGACGUUAACGCCCCCUUGAAAGCCGGCAAAUACGGCAGCGCCUUGGCUGCAGCAGCAUCGGAGGGCUACCACAAGAUUUGCCAGCUUUUAAUUGACCAUGGCGCGGAUAUCAAUGCCCCAUUAUAUGGAGACUAUCAGAGUGCACUUGCAGCAGCGAGAGAUGGAGGCAAAAUCGCACGGCCAGUAUGCAAAUUAUUAAUAAGCCUUGGGGCAAAAGACAAUGUGUACUGGCACCAAUUACGAUACAUUGUCCAAAACCCGAAUAGGCCGUCUGCCCAGGAUGCCGCGCUUGAGCGUUUCACAUAUGACGGCCUACCAAUUGGAGAAGACUUAAGCCCUAACAGAUCCAGUGAUAGUACUAUAGACAGCCUUGAUCUGUUCAAAGUGCGAGAUAAAUUUUAG
Molecule: messenger RNA, 3603 nt
Organism: Trichoderma breve
Lineage: Eukaryota; Fungi; Ascomycota; Sordariomycetes; Hypocreales; Hypocreaceae
Product: ankyrin repeats (3 copies) domain-containing protein
Exons: 4
Coding region: 1-3603 (1200 amino acids)
Molecular function (GO): protein binding
Source: RefSeq, a predicted model, not a curated record